Molecule: messenger RNA, 4326 nt
Organism: Coprinopsis cinerea okayama7#130
Lineage: Eukaryota; Fungi; Basidiomycota; Agaricomycetes; Agaricales; Psathyrellaceae
Exons: 19
Coding region: 1-4326 (1441 amino acids)
Source: RefSeq, a predicted model, not a curated record
AUGGACGGCAGCAUCAGCGAAAGCGCGUCGACAGUCCGCACACUGUCAGUCCCAAUUCACAUCUUGUCCGAGCUGCAGGAGGUGAACAGCAGUCAGGAGAACGUCGCCACCAGCAGCAACAUGAGCCUGUCACUGCCAUCGUCCCCACGCUCAAGUGCCUUGCCGUCGCCCCCAGACAGUCCCUCAGACUCAGUGUCCUCGCUGCCAUCUGUUACUUCAUCUUUCUUCUUCAGCUCGGCGGCGGCAAGCCCUGGCCACUUUGCUCAACCGCUAGAUCACGAUCAGGACCAUGCAAGCAAUCAUUCAGGUGCAUCGGCGGCUCGAAAUGCGACUAGUGGACUGAUUAUUCCUUCACUUACGCUACCGCCAGCGUUGCGGAGGCCCACGCCAUAUGGCCAAACUCUUGGAGAGGUCCGAUUACUGGUACUCGGGCGACAGGGAGCGGGGAAGAGCUUCCUGACGGGGUUGUUGUUUGAGGACAACGAGGAGGUUGUCGAGGUUGGCACCUGGGAGGAUCCGGUCGGGGAAGACGGCGAAGGAGACGAUGAAAUGGUUCUCCUUGGGAUGGCAGGUGCCAAAGUGCUGCGAGCGUCGACAGACUGGGUCGAGCACACUGAUGCCCACGGCCUGGAGAAGUUCGAACCCGCCCGGAAUGUGGAGAUCGUGGAAUUUCCUGGUUACGACGCUAUGACCGAUGGAAACGCACUCGUCGACAACCUCAGAAGUGUAGGCUCCUUCCUGGACUUCCACCUGAGCUUCACUUACACUUCAAGAUCAGCCCCAACAGCAUUGGACCGUUUAAUCAUCGACUCUCUCGGAGGGGACAUUCCCAUUAUUGUCCUCUCGACUCCCCCUUCAUCGUACCCCGUUUCUUCGUCCUCAUCCCCGCAUGCCUCCUCCCCAGCGCUUCAUCCCACCGCUACAUCGUUCAUCUCAUCGUUUACCCGCAACUCACGUUCCAAGCUUUCAGCAUUCCGUCCGUCCAAUGCAGGCGCUGUGAAGAAUGGUGUGUUCCGCUCCCCGGAAACGAUCUCGGUCUUGCGAAUGGAAGCGGCAGAGCGCUUCAUGCGAUGGCGCGAAGUCGAACGUGCAGUGGCUGGCGUCUUGCAUGAUGCGCCAACUUCUCACAGACUCGAGUCUAUUGGCCCCAAACCGCGAUCAAGCAACAAGUCGGCCUGGGAUCGAUGGGACAAGGAGAAGUGGGAACGAGAAUGGAUGGAAGACUUUUCGAGAGACGUUAGCAUUCGGCUGCAAGAGAGGGGCUCGAGGCGCAGGGAAGUGGGUGUGGACGAGCAGCCGACGGAGCAUGGGGCGCCUCCGCCCCCUUAUAACGAUGACACCAGCAGCAUCCUGGAUGGUGAUAUUCCAGCCUCUCCGGCCUAUUCCUCUGCGAACUCCGAGAAGGGGUCUCCAUCCAGCUGGCAUAACACCCUCAUACCCCAUGCACAACCAUUCGACCCGCUGCAUCUCCCUUCCCUUUUCCUCUUCACGGUGUCGAUGCUCGGACCGCUGAAGGCCCGCCUUUUCGGUGCCGUGCGCUCGAGCGCAAAGGGAUACUGGGCUGACACUGCUUCACCGGCUGAAGCUGGACCUGUGCGCAUUGCCGAUGCACAGGACGCGGAGAAGCCGACGCAGUGGAGGUGGUUUGUUCUUGGCGGAUUGGUGACCGAUCCCUGUUCUGCAUUGUCCAACUUGACUCCUCAGCUUUACUGCUUUGGCACCGCGGUUCCAGGCAAUUCUUGCCUUCUCGCUUCUUUGCAAUGGUUAAUUCUGUUUCUUUUGCAACAAGUUGACUCGGGCUGCGUUCAAUCGCCGGGCACCAUUCACGGAGGAUCGAAUACUCAAUUGGGAUUUUCACCUCUCGUGCAGUGUGGUUGUUUGUGUAGUGUCAUGCGGGUAACUAAGCUCGAUACCUUGAUAUCCAAAUGUCGCUCGGAGGCUGGCAAUAGCGACAACCCAGAAGUAGCUGCAACGGUCUUCCAUAGCAGUGGCAGCAACCUAUUGCAACCUAUCCGCGACGCCAGGCGGCUCUUUGGAGUCCGGGACUUGGAUCAUUGCGGAGGUGGCGCUCGUUCCCCGCCAAAUGUAAAUCUACUGUCUACAUAUUGGGCGACGUUGGAUUGGGCGGUAGAACGAGGACCACAGCAAGCACGUAGAGAUAGAGUACGAAUUCCCCAAGUCCUAGGCCUCGAUUCGAAUAGACUCGAAAGCACGUACAUGGUAUAUCCCCAUCCCCGCCGUCAAUGCGUCACCCGUGGUCUAUCCGCGCUUCCUAAUGAGGUGGAGACGGGUGAUGGGUGGCGACGGUCGUCAGAGGUACUAGUAGCGUCACUGCGGUGGGGAAUCACCUUCGUCACGGUAAUGACCGGAAAAUCCGAAUUCGUGUUGAAGAGUCUUGGAGGACCACAUGAUUUAGGCGUUGGCGGGUCUAUGGAAGAGAAGUGUGGGGUGGUAGAUGGGAUGGAUGGAAUGGGAGGAAAUAUCGAGAAGAGUCAAGUGCACUUGCAACGGCUUUUGUUCCCCACUCGCAUAGAUAUAGGAAAUAAAGUUCUCGAUGUCAAUAUCAGAAGUGUGGUGAUAAGACUGGAAUAUUCUGUGGUUACUUAUGUUCGCCGUGACAACCUAAGCGAGGACAGUUCCCUCGCCCCCGCCACGACAAAAGCCAUCAAAUCCCAAGGAUCAACAAAGGGCUGGAAGCGAGUUUAUGAAUCAAUGAAAAAUGCGUGCUGUCAAUACAGUGCCAGAUCCCAAUGUGGUGGUGCGUGGUCGUCGCGAACGAUAGACUAUCCGUUCAAGUCUAUCACUCACUGCAGGAUUCCUAACGCCGAGAAUGACGAUAGCUACUAUCCGCCAGCAGCGGAACGACGGGUGAAAGUCGGUCUUGUUGAGGACCGGAGCCCUGGAGCAUGGCUGUUGCAGGGAAAGAAGCUCGAUCAGUCGACACAAGAGGAGAGGAUGAAACCACGCGGACAGGGGCUGUGGAUCCAAAAGGAGAAGUUGCGGAGUGUGAAAGGCUCGGCUCGGGGGUCGCCAAAACAACGAGCAAACAUUACCACGGGUGCUUGUUGUGGUUCUUGCUGUGUUGUCCCUUAUAAUCACCCCCGAUUCGCUUCUUUGGUUUUUCGGUUCCCAGCUCGCCCUCGUCGCUGUCGCCCUCGCCGCACAUCGAGCUCGUCGUCGUUCGUCGCGACCGCCGUCGUUGCUGGACUCGAAUCCCUCGGUCUUGGUCUCCUGCGCUCACGGUUUUCUUUGGUGUUCGAGGCUGUCCUGGCAGUUUGGUUUGCAGUGCAUCGCAGCCAGAAUAUGCUCCUUAAAGUCCGCCUGCCAACGUCAAUCCCACAGAUACCACAGAUACCCAAGAUGUCCAUGCCACCUCUGCCCCUCUCCAUGUCAGACGUCGACCUCACCCUGUCCGUCUUCCCGUCCUCGUCAACCAUUCUGCUCUCCCUAUUGGCCGUCUUCAUCCUCACAUCGUUCGUUCGUGCCCUUUGGAUUGGUCUGAGAGAACACCUGGCUCUGGUCAAGGAGAAGAGACAGCAGCAGCAGCACUCAACACCGACCCAGUCCCUGACAUCACCGACAGAGAAGAGCGCCAUCGCUUCUCAAGGACAAGACACACGCCCACCCACUUCGUCAUGGCUGUGGGGCCUCCUCCGCCUCUCAGCUUUGAGGGCUCCACCAUCACAGUCGGAAGAGUGCGCCUACCCCAGCGAGAAACAGGCGUGGUCCCAGCCUCAGUUUCAGCCUCGACGUCCACACUUGAUGUCCCAAGUGGGCAGGCGCACCGGCCCUGCGUUUGACCGACCUCUGCCUACCCUCUAUGAAUCGGAUAUCCCCGUCUCCAUGGCCAAAAUGAUCAUGUCCAGACAUAGAUGGAGGUGCACUGCCGUCCAUCUCGUUAUCAUCAUUCUGCGAUAUGAUGCUGAUGCAGUAUACGUUGCAGACUUUCCGCCGCCCGUCUUCACGCCCACCACCCGCCCGCUCAGCGUCUUCCAUCCAGAUCCAGCGGAAAACGCCCAUGCUCCCACCACAGGCGUCAUCCUCGCUAUCUCGCCCCGCCACACUGCCGCCGUCUCGAUCUCCAUCUCCUCCAUCACCUACAGGCAGUCUAUCGAGGUCCCCUUCACGAUCACCAUCGCCACCCCGGUUAUCACCACCACCGCCAGUAGGGCCGAGUUCAGAGGAUUCUCUAAGAUCCUCGGGAUCUAUUGUCUAGACGGGCUACUUUCGAUUUCUCCCAGCAAGCACUUGGUCCUUUUCGCUAGACGUUCUGCAUCUGUUUUCGGCACAAACUUGUAUUUCUAUGUCCAAGUUCCGACGACGUGA